Molecule: messenger RNA, 1913 nt
Organism: Anopheles stephensi (Asian malaria mosquito)
Lineage: Eukaryota; Metazoa; Arthropoda; Insecta; Diptera; Culicidae
Product: extensin-like
Exons: 2
Coding region: 117-1913 (598 amino acids)
Source: RefSeq, a predicted model, not a curated record
CCGAUAGCGAAGGAGGUAAGCUUUGCAACUUCAAGACGCAAAAGAGGUUUUAUAUUAAAUUGUUGGUUUAUUUAGGAAAAAAUUGCACCACACAAGUGCAGCGGCUAUGCGAACAGAUGGAUGUCCAAUGUGACUUCAACGGGCCGGAGGAAGACUACGUCCGAGAGCCACGGGGAUGUCAUUCGAUGUCGUGCUACGAGAAACAUCAUGGGCAUGAUGCUGAGGGCUACGAUGGCUAUCAUGACGGUGAAGGGUACGGGUAUGAUGAUGAGGGCCAUGGACACGGAGGAAAGCACCUGAUAUGCUGCAAGGACAAAAAGCACAAGGAGAAGAAACACAAGCACAAAAAGCACAAAAAGUUCCACGACAAGCACAUGAAGUUCCACGUUGUGAUUAAAGGAAAGAUUCCCGAAUCAUCCUGUCACGGGGGUCACGAAGACGAAGGACACUACGGAGGUUACGAGGAGCAUGAGGGAUACCGUGCGGCAAGGCCCGAUAAGCUCCCGAUGAACCCUGCUCACGCACCGAUGGAUGUUUCCGUAUGGACGAAUCGUCAAAAGCUUGGCAAAAAGCAUCCCAUCCGGAAGCCUUUCCACCAGCAGCAACAUCAUCAGCCGCCUCCACCGCACUAUGCACCUGCCUAUCCUCCGCCGUACCCGUCAGAGCCUAGAGGGAAAUCAGCUGAACCACCAUCUUCGGGUCCAAGACCGGAGCCAAUGCCAGAACCGAUGCAUGCUCCACAAGAUGACCAACCACCAGCUCCCCCACAAAAACCUUCUGCACCUCAACCUCCACCACCACCACCACCACCACAACCAGAACCGGAAUCGCCACCAGUGACGCCCUUCCCGGAACGUCCUUUAACUCCUCCACCGAAUCUGUACGAUGGAGCUCCGAUUGGACCGAAGAAGCUUCCACAGGAACCUCCUAAGGCUCACAAAUUUUCACCCCCUCCACCACCACCACCGUCAUCCCACUUUUCACGACCAUCCCCACCCAUGAUCACCGUGGAUCCACCACCGAGACGCCACGAAUCAUCCCGAAGCUUCGCCAAACCGAGCAGCUACUCAAGCUGCCCGUUUGAUAGCUACGAUUUCAACUACUAUCAUCCUCCACCCAGCUAUCAUCUACCUCCACCACCACCACCACCACCACCAUCAUCCUACCGUUCGUACUCCUCCUCCUCGUACGACCCAUCCUAUCCCUCCAGUCACCCUCACCCUCACGCACAAUACGAAAACUCGAAACACUAUCCCGCUUACGAUGAGCCUGUUGAGUAUAGUACGUAUGAUGACAGUCGCGGCGAUAGCCGGGAAUACUACCCCGACGGGCACGGUGUGCAUCCACUGUCGGACAACGAAAUAGAGGACUGGCCCGAAUAUCCGCCUCGCUCACCGACUGACAUUUUCAUCUACAAUCAGAUCGUUUCGCGGCAGAUUAAGGAGGCCGAUACGGCCCGAAAGCACAUGACACCCCCGUUCCAGCCAACACCGCGCCCUCUGCGCGAUGAGUUUGAACCACCAACGGCCGAGGUUGGCCCGGUACUGUUCGAAUCGUUCGGUCCGCCGGAAAAGAACUAUGAGAUGUAUCCUGUACCAACACCGCUACCGGAUGCAUUUAUUCCACCUGUGCCACCGCCUGCCAUACCGGUCGAAUUCCCGCAGGCCGAGAACGGACCGGUCCUGUUUGAGCAAAACUCGGAAGAAGCGCUCUAUCCACAGCCGACACCACCGCCACACUAUUUGCUGGCGAAGGAAACCGGUAGCAUGAGCUCGUUCGGGUUCGAGGAGUUCCAGCCAACGCACUGGGAACCGUCCGCGCCGGCGGGGUAUGGUCGAAGUGCUGCCGGGCAGAGUCACUAUCGAGCAGCGUCUAGUCGUAGCAGUGCGCAGCAUAGUAGGAGAAAUUACUGA